CUCCUGCGCGAGAGACUCGAGGACUCCCCUCCCCCCCCUCUCCAAACCCUCGCCUCGGCUCCCCCGCAGCCGCGCACGCCACCGCCGUCGCCUCUCCUCUCCACCGCCUCCCCACCCACCCGCUAGGUUUCCGCCGCUGCCCGGGGUUCUCGCCGCCGCGCCGCCCUCCCCCACGCUCGCUCUCCGGGUGGGGGUGGUGCCGCCCCUCUCCUCCUCCGUUUCCAGGCGGGUGCCGGCCGGGGGGGUCUCUCGCCCUCGUCUCCUCUCCCCCUGGUCGUCGGCACCGGCGGCUGGGAACUCGCCGACGCGUCGUUUCCCCGCGAGGCCGCCGCCUAGAUCUGGAGGAGGGGGUUUGGGGGUAAAAUACUGUUUGUUAGACAACAAGAUUGAGAUUCUCAAACCUGUUGGCUGGUGCUAUAUCAUUUGCAUUUGGUUGAACUCGAAACCAAAAGGUGCAAUACUGUUGGCCACAUAACACUAUUCAGAUUCUCAAACCUUUUGGCUGAUGCUGUAUCAUUUGCAUUUAAUUAAAGUUGAAACCAAAGGCUGGCAACUUGUUAAAAUUGGUGUACCAUUUGUUAUUUGAAGCCAUAGCAUAUCUCAGCUCCUGAACAAUAAGGUGCUGUAUUCAGCACAGUUUAAGUGUGAAAAAGAAUGGAUAGAAAAAUCACACUUUGUUGCCACUGGUAUGCUUUUGAAAGAAAUUAGGGGUUUGGAUCUCUAUCUAUUCUAGUUACAAUGGAUUGCAACAAAGAUGAGGCUGUUAAGGCAAAAGCUUUGGCUGAAAAAAAAAUGCGGGAGAAGGAUUUCGCUGGUGCAAAAAGGAUGAUUAACAAGGCACAAAAUCUCUCCAAAGAUGUUGACAGCAACAUUUCACAAAUGUUAACUGUUUGUGAUAUUCAUUGUGCUUCUGCAACGAAGGUUAAUGGAGAGAUUGAUUGGUAUGGUAUACUUCAAGUACCUGUCACAGCUGAUGACACACUAAUAAAGAAACAAUAUCGUAAGCUUGCUCUUUUGCUACAUCCAGACAAGAACAAUUUUGCAGGUGCAGAGGCAGCAUUUAAAUUAGUGGGAGAAGCAAACAUGACGCUUACAGACCGCUCAAAACGUUCUGUCUAUGACAUGAAAAGAAAUGCCUCAGUCAGAAUUGGUUCUGCAAGAGUUCCUUAUCAGCAAUCAAGGAGAACUGCACCUGUUAGACCUACCACUACACCUGUGAAUCUCCAUAAUGUGCAUCAAUCACAACAGCAUAAGCCCUCAAAUCCUUCAGACUCACAAACAUUUUGGACCAUAUGCCCAACUUGUGGCAUGCGAUAUCAAUACUACCUUUCAAUAUUGAAGAAAGCUCUCCGUUGUCAGAAUUGCUUGAAGCCCUUUGUUGCACUUGAUUUAAACGAGCAAGCUGUUCCUUCUGGGGCAAAUCAGAGGUCUGCUGGGGUGUGGAAAAGUUCAGGAGCACCACAAAACUUUCCAGGUUCACAAGCAAAUGUAGGACAGCAAGCUCAGAAUUCUGCCAAUCCAGUCCAUGCUAAUUUUGGUUCUCAUAAUGCACAUGUAGAAACAAAGAGGGGAGCUGAUGGAAACGAGGCUGGUGGGCUAAAGAACAAAAGAAAAUUUGCUAAGGCAACAGGGAAUUCUUCAAAAGCUUCUUCAGUUGCUGGAUCAAAAAAGCGCAGAAAAGCUAUGUUUGAAUCUAGUGAAUCUAGCGCUUCAGACACCAGCACUGAUAGCGAAGAAGAGAUUAUUGAAGAUGGUCCUGCUGCAAGUAAUGUAGGGCCAGAUCAACAUCCCCGCAGAUCAAGCAGGCAGAAGCAAGAAGUUAAGUAUAAUGAAGAUAGCGAUGGUGACGACACUGACUGUCACGGCAAUGGUGAUGAUGGUUUUGUGAGUUCUCCCAGUUUGAAAAGGUUAAGGAAAGGCGGUCUGUUUCAUGGUGGUGAAAACAAUGAAACUAAGUUGAAUGCUGACACAACUGGGCCUGGGCAUGAUGGUCCAACUAAUGGUGUUAAUAAUUACAAUAAUACAGAAGACAUAGAGAGAGGCUCUGCUUGUGCUGAGCAAAUCAAGAGGGAAACAAUGUCUGGUGGAGGAAAUAGUGCUGAGAAAGAAAAAUUAUCCCAUUCUGUCAGCAACAAUGGUCUAGAGUCAAACUCUGAUGAUGCUCCAAAUGAGGUUAUUUGUGCGGAUUCAGAAUUUUUUGACUUCAAUCAACUUCGACAUAUAAAUCAGUUUAAAGCCAACCAGAUAUGGGCUUGCUAUGAUAGUCAAAGCUGUAUGCCAAGAUACUAUGCUCGAAUUACAAAAGUAAAACAUGUCCCGAAGUUUAUGUUAAAUUUCAUUUGGCUGGAGUUUGAUCCCAAAAAUAAAGCAGAGGCUGCUUGGUCUUCUGGGGACCUACCAGUGUCUUGUGGACGUUUUAAGCAUGGAGUGUCAGAUACAGCAAAAGAGAGCAGUAUGUUCUCUCAUGCCAUUUUCUAUGAAAAAAACAAGACAAGAAACUCUUAUGAAAUAUAUCCUAGGAAAGGCGAAGUAUGGGCUCUUUUCAAGGGUUGGGAUAUUGAUUGGAGUGCAGAUGCUGACAAACACAAAAACUAUGAGUAUGAAGUUGUUCAAGUCCUCUCUGAUCUCACUAGUAGCACUAGCAUCAUUGUCAUGCCACUUGUAAAGAUAAAAGGCUUUGUUAGCUUGUUUAUUCAGUCUAAAGAGGCAUCCCCAUAUGUGAUACCUCAGGAUGACACACUAAGGUUUUCACAUUGUGUCCCUCGUCAUACGAUGAUUGGAACCGAAAAAGAAGGGAUUCCAGAAGGGGCUAUUGAACUUGAUCCUGCGGCGCUUCCUCUGAACUUUGGAGUGGCUUUUGCUUCUGUUGUUCCAGAAAGCUGCUGUUCAGUGAAAGUGCAGGGUUCUGGUGCUGAACACAUAGGUUCAUCCAGUGGAAAUAACUGUCACAAGGGAUCGGUGGAUGUUGGGGAGAGCCAACAUGCUACAUGCGCAAAUACAGGGUUCGCUACAAGGACAACAAAGGCAGAGAUCAAUGAGCACAACGCUCGAUCUGCAGUAGAAGGUACAGAUGAUGACGAGGAACCUGAUGAUUUUGCCCAAGCAGAAGUACUAUAUCCUGAAUCAGAAUUCUUUGAAUUUUCAGAAAUAAGAUCGAUCCACAAAUUUCAACCUGGGCAGAUCUGGGCUCUCUAUAGUGAUGUAGAUAAGUUCCCCAAUUACUAUGCCUGCAUAAAAACUGUUGAUGUCAAGAAUAAUGAACUGCAAGUAAGAUGGCUUGAUGCUUGCCCACAGAGUGAAGAGGAGAGAAGAUUGGUAAGAGAAGAUCUAACAGUUGCGUGCGGAACCUUUAAGAUUUCCAGUUUCCAUGGUAUUCAAACUUACAAUGGUACAGAGUACUUGUCUCAUCCUGUACAGGCCAAACCUGGUAGAAGAAAUGAAUAUGAAAUAGUUCCUUGCCAAGGUGAUAUUUGGGCUGUUUUCAAGAACUGGAGGACUGGAUGGACCGCAAAAGAUUAUAAGAAAUGUGACUAUGAAUUGGUGGAGAUAUUUGGCCACACUGAUUCAUCCAUACAAGUUCAGCUUUUAAGAAAGGUGGAUGGUUAUAGGGCAGUAUUUAUGCCAGACAGAAGAGAGGGAGCUGUGAAGACAAUAAGGAAAGAUGAGUACCCAAAGUUCUCUCACCAGAUUCCUUGCUUCCAUCUGACAAAUGAAAGAGGAGGCAAGCUUCGAGGUUUUUUGGAGCUCGAUCCUUUGUCAGUGCCAGAGAUGUUUCUUUUCACCGAAUCAAUCUGAGAUAAGCCUUAUCCCAAGUUAAUCUGCUAGAGCAUUUCUUGUGAUGCUACCGGAACUAAAGGUUUUCCAGAAGUUGGGUAGUCCACAAUUCAAUAUUUUGCUUAGUGACAGAAGCUGCUGGAUUUUCAGAAUUUGUAUGUAGCAGUAAUGUUAUGGGCCGCAGCUUUUGCCUAUUCUCCAAUCCUCACUAUGAAGGCGUUGUCAGGCAAUCGGGACCGUUUUGCAAGAUUAGCUGCAGUCUGAACUGAUUAAUUUUCCUGCAGCUGCUUUACCUAGUUACCGAUAGUUGUAUCUAGUUCUCUAGCUGGACUAUCAAUCGUCCUUUCUCUUGUCGUACUUUGCAUUGUUGGACCAUGUAAAAUUGAACUGUGCGAGGCCAGUCUGAUUAAUUCGGAAAUCUCUGUUGGCCUCCCUUUCCUGGAACUUAAUGAAUUGAGUCCAACUUCUGUUUA
Oryza sativa Japonica Group (Japanese rice) is the source of this 4247-nucleotide messenger RNA. RefSeq lists its product as uncharacterized. The record is from RefSeq and is a predicted model, not a curated record. Lineage: Eukaryota; Viridiplantae; Streptophyta; Magnoliopsida; Poales; Poaceae.